AAAACAUGCUGAGAUGCGACACUGACCACAGAGGAUUUUACCGGUCCAGAACCACAGCUGUCCACUCUUUGACCCAGACUCUUGAACCGGCAGAACCCACCUCGGAUCUCGUCUCCAUCUCCAACCUGCGCUGUCUAAGCCGACUUUUCAUUCUGUUGAGGGACAAAUAAAGACAGGACAUGACAGGGGUGUGGAAGGGACUGUCUACAUGUUGGUGUCUGUUGAUGCUGAUUCACUGUCUGGCUCAAACAGAUGCAGCCUUCACAUGCAGCUCCACUCAGUUUAAGUGUGGAAACGGGAGAUGCGUCACCCGCAGGUGGAUCUGUGAUGGAAACGACGAUUGUGGCGAUGGAAGUGAUGAACUAACAGCUGUCUGCUCGGCAAAAUCAUGCAUGGAGUCCCAGUUCAACUGUGGGGCGCCUUUGAAUCACUGUAUACCAAAGAGCUGGCAUUGUGAUGGCAAACCUGACUGUGAAAACAGAUCUGAUGAGAGAAACUGCACUGCAAAAGAGUGCAAGACCGAUGAGUUUAGGUGCACCAAUGGUCAGUGUAUAUCCAAGGCUUAUGUUUGUGACAAAGACAAGGACUGUUCUGAUGGCUCAGACGAGGUGGACUGUCCCAAGCCCACCUGCCACCCUCGGACCUUCCAGUGCAACAAUUCAAUUUGCGUGCCAUUGCUGUGGAAAUGUGACGGCGACAGGGACUGUCUGGACGGGUCUGACGAGUGGCCGGAGAACUGCGAGGGGAAGCAGACGUUGAAGAAGCCGUCGCAAUGUGGCGCCCAUGAUUUUGAGUGCUCAAACGGGGAAUGUAUUCAUAGGGCAUGGAGGUGUGAUGGAACUCCCGACUGCUCAGACCAGUCAGAUGAAUUCAACUGCAGUCAGCCUAGUUGUCAUGAUGGUCAAUUCCAGUGUGGCAAUGGUGUCUGUAUCAGUGAAGCCCUGAAGUGUAACUCCGCGAACGACUGUGGGGACAACAGUGAUGAAGUGGGCUGUCAAACAGAUAAUGUGUGUCAAGGUCCAACCAACUUCAAGUGUGGCAGUGGGGAGUGCAUCAGCAUGGACAAAGUAUGUGACUCAAACAGAGAUUGCAACGAUCAGUCUGAUGAACCUCUUGAGUGUGGCAAAAACGAGUGUUCAACAGGAAAUAACAGUUGUUCUCAUCAAUGCAAUGACCUGAAGAUUGGCUACAAUUGCUCCUGCCCUGCUGGAUACAGACUGAAGAGUGACAAUCAAACUUGUGAAGACAUUGAUGAAUGUGAGGUGCCAGACACCUGCAGUCAGAUAUGCAUCAACCUGCCUGGAAGCUACAAGUGUGACUGCAACGACGGCUAUCAAAUUGAUCCAGUGAGCAAAACGUGCAAGGCUGAAUCAGAGACUGUGGCCACGUUGUUCUUCACCACUAAACACGAGGUCAGGGAGCUCACAGUGGACCGCAGUGAGUAUACCAGGCUGAUCCCAGAGCUGAAAAAUGCUGUGGCUCUGGAUCUGGACAUGCCGAACAAGAAGAUCUUCUGGUCGGACCUCUCUCAGAAGAAAAUCUUUAGCUCAAACAUAGACACGGCCAGCAACUCUGCUAAUCACAAUGUUGUGAUUGAAAACGGGAUUGAAGCCCCAGAAGCCCUUGUGGUGGAUUGGAUCCAUGGCAACAUCUACUGGACUGACAGCACCUUGAAGACCAUUUCUGUGGCAACUACAGAAGGCAACAAAAGGAAGACCCUCAUCAAUGAGAAACUUGGGAGGCCCAGAGCCAUCACAAUUGACCCAGAAAAUAACUUUAUGUACUGGACUGACUGGGGAGAGGAGCCAAAGAUUGAGAAGUGUGGACUCAACGGAGUCGGUCGUGUUGCCUUGGUGACAGAUAACAUUGAAUGGCCCAAUGGCAUCACCCUUGAUAUGGUAAACCAGCGUCUGUACUGGGUGGAUGCCAAGCUGCAUGCUAUCUUCAGUGUUGAUGUUAAUGGAGGGACCAGACACACGAUCAUAUCUGGGGAAGAAAACAUCCAUCAUCCCUUCUCACUGACUGUCUUUGAGGAGAAAGUUUUUUGGACGGAGUCCUUCCGUGGCACAGUUUCCAGUGCUAACCGCCUGACAGGAAAUGACAUCAAUGAGUUGGUGACUGAUCUGCAAAAUCCAGAGGCCCUUGUUCUUUACCACAACCUGAAGCAGCCAAUCAGCAUAAACUGGUGCAGAGUGGGUAACAGCAUAAAUGGAGGUUGUGAGCACCUGUGCCUUCCUGCUCCUCUGCUUGACAAGAGCGCUCCUAAAUACACCUGUGCCUGUCCAGACAACAUGGUCCUGGCCGCUGAUAUGAAGAAAUGUGUGGGAGCUGCACCUCCUGCCAGGACUGACCCACCUGUCAUGUCCAAGACAACCACCAGUAAACCAGCCACACGUGGAACCACUAAAGCUGCUAAGAUGCCCACAACUAGUUUAUCAUCUGUCCAGCCCAAACAGACCACAGAGAAACCUGCUGGCACUCCUCAAGGCUUCCAAAAAGCCGUGAUGCCCAAGGAAGCUCCUGCAUCUCAUCCUGUUGCUCUCUACGUUUUUCUACCACUCGGGAUCAUAGCAGCACUGGUGUGUGGAGCAGUGUUGUUUUGGAGAAACUGGCACAGGAAGAACACCAACACCAUCCACUUCGCCAAUCCCGUGUACCAGAAAACCACCGAGGACGAGGUGCACAUCUGCAGGAACGGCUCCGACGGCUUCGUCUAUCCUGAGAGGCAAAUUGUGAGCAUGGACGACAUGGAGAUUGCAUGAUCUGAAGAAUUUUAGCUGAAGAUUUAUUUUUUCCUCUGAGGAAACAAGACCUGCUUCUUCACAAGCCCUCCCCUUUUUCCGGUGACCUCCUUUUGUCGUUUGUUUUCGACCUCAGCACUGUGCCUUACAAGCCUGCAAAAGAGAUUCUCUUAACUCUAGUAUGGCAAAUGGAAGCAUGGGUACAAGCAGGCACACUUUUUUUCUAAGUAAAAGAGCAACACGCAGUAUCAGAAGACGAUGCUAAUCUGGGAGUUUUGACUCUUUUGAUACUGCUUGAACAUACUUAGUAACAAAAAUCACAUCAAAAAUUUAAAAAAUUACAUCAUCUUGCCCCUUCACCAUUUCAUACUUUUGCAAUUAUGACUAUUACGGUACAUACUCAAAUUUUGCAUUUGAUAAAAAAACGUUUUUCAUGGUAUGCUUUUUAUUGAUCAUAAUAAUUUCAUUAAUGUAAAACUUUCGUUCUAAUAAUAAUUUUCUGUUACUACGGUUGCUCUUUCUUAAAUUGGUUUGAUCAGUUUGAUUUGUGGUAUUUAAUUGAAGUCAACUACUCUUAAGAGCUAAAUUAAGCAAUAUUUGGAAAAAUACCAAGAAACACUGAUGCCUGGGUGAAUAUGUAAGAAGUAGUGUGUUUAUGGGCACAAAACAAGACAAAAUGAGAAUGUAUGGGUUUGAAAUUGUAAGAACUGGGGAAGGGGCAAAUUGACCCAAAGCCUACUGAAACUUACAUUUUGCAUUUAUUGUAUUUAUUACAUAACAAAUGUUUUCACUGCAAUGCAUGGCUGACUCUAAAGUCCUUAACUGUAAAGUUUUACCAGUUCAUGUGUGCCUUGUAAUGACACUCCAGUAGUUGGAAGAAAUGUAUCGGAAGCCUUACUGAUCCCUCUGCCUUCCACACCGUGGCCUUUUCUCACUCGGGAACCAGGGUUGUGCAUUUUAUUUGGCUCCCAUGUCAAACAGCCUUUUGUUGUAAUCUGUAAUAUUCAUCUGCAACAUUUUUACGUUGUUGCUGUCUUUGUUUUGUCCGAUCACCAAAUACGCUGCGGCUGUUUGGAGCCACAGGUGGUUUACAUUUUGAAAUGAAGAAGCUGCUGAGUCAUUUUGACAUCAACCAAAGUGAAGAAAAUGUUCUUUUUUUGUUGUUAAUAAGUAAUUGUAGAUGACUACCUUUUGCAACAUUGUAAAUGGUUGUAAAUAUUUUUGUAAGAUGUCCACUUGCUCACAUUUGUAAAUAGAACGAAGAAGUACGUGAUUAGUUUUAUUUAUUUAUGGUUCGUUUUAAAUAGUUCCCAGCUGGCUGUAAUGAAUAUCUCUAAAUGGUGAAGUCUCACCUGAACACUGUGCAGCUAUAAUUUAACUGAUGUCAGUGAAAGCUUUGAAUGGUUGUUUGGUUUUGCAUACAAGGCAGUGCACCAGGGUUAGUGCUUUACUUUGCACUAGAGAGCAACUAUUUAUGGUGUCGUAGCAAGAAUGAAGAGACCUUCUGCUCCUCUUUCCCCUGCAUAUGGUCUCUCUCUCAUGACUCAGAUUAUUUAUUGUGCUUCCUGUGUUCUGUUACUGUGAUGGCCUGAUUGUAUCGUGGGAUUCAUGCUGCAUUCGAGUCCCCUGGAAAUUGUCAUUACUCCGAUCUGGGAAUAAGUACACCAGACUUGCGUUGAAGUCGGCAAGCAGAUGCAUAUACUGAUUUAAUUUGUUUUAACUAACCUCAUUCUGUGAACUGAAACACUAAAGGAGAUCCUUACAAAAAGUUAUUUAUGAAACUUUUAGUAUAUUUUACAUGUACAGCACUCGUGAAAUCUCAAAUUAGGAGCUGGUUGCAGACUUCCGACUUCCUAAGUCUGGAACCAGGGAGCCUCAAAUGCAGCAUACAUACAAUAUUUUUCAAAUGACAUGAUGUUUUAUUUCUGUGCAGAAUGUACAUAUUGUAGUUUGUAAGGCGGAUGCACAGCUGAUAGCUUGUUUGUUCUCAUCACCUUGUUCACUUUCGUUUGAAAUAAAAGAGCUUGAAUGUUUA
Messenger RNA from Xiphophorus hellerii (green swordtail), 4776 nucleotides. RefSeq names its product low density lipoprotein receptor b (gene ldlrb). Gene Ontology annotation, cellular component: plasma membrane; signaling receptor complex; apical plasma membrane. The record is from RefSeq and is a predicted model, not a curated record. Lineage: Eukaryota; Metazoa; Chordata; Actinopteri; Cyprinodontiformes; Poeciliidae. Gene Ontology annotation, molecular function: protein binding; hormone binding; calcium ion binding. The transcript is spliced from 18 exons. Bases 180 to 2762 code for a protein of 860 amino acids. Gene Ontology annotation, biological process: receptor-mediated endocytosis.